Molecule: messenger RNA, 3809 nt
Organism: Calypte anna (Anna's hummingbird)
Lineage: Eukaryota; Metazoa; Chordata; Aves; Apodiformes; Trochilidae
Gene: API5
Product: apoptosis inhibitor 5
Exons: 14
Coding region: 144-1715 (523 amino acids)
Biological process (GO): negative regulation of apoptotic process
Cellular component (GO): nucleus
Molecular function (GO): RNA binding
Source: RefSeq, a predicted model, not a curated record
GCGGCCGCUCUAGCCCCCUGCAUCAGUGGUGCUGACGGCGGCGGCCUGGGCGGCGAGCGGCGGCCUCGGCACCGGCGGUGGCGGCGGCGGCGUCAGCGGCGGCCUCGGUUUAGCGGCGGUUCCUGCCCCUUUCCCGCCGCACCAUGCCCACCGUGGAGGAGCUCUACCGCAACUAUGGGAUCCUGGCGGACGCCACCGAGACGGCGGGCCAGCACAAGGAUGCAUACCAGGCUAUCUUGGAUGGUGUGAAAGGAGGUGCCAAGGAGAAGAGGCUUGCAGCCCAGUUUAUCCCUAAGUUCUUCAAGCAUUUUCCUGAGCUGGCUGACUCAGCUAUCAAUGCCCAGCUGGACCUCUGUGAGGAUGAAGAUGUUUCUAUCCGGAGACAAGCAAUCAAGGAAUUGCCUCAGUUUGCCACAGGAGAUAACCUUCCCCGGGUAGCAGAUAUACUUACCCAGCUUCUACAGUCAGAUGAUUCUGCGGAAUUCAACUUGGUGAACAAUGCUUUGCUCAGUAUAUUCAAGAUGGAUGCUAAAGGGACUCUGGGAGGCUUAUUCAGUCAAAUCCUUCAGGGAGAGGACAUUGUGAGAGAGAGAGCCAUCAAGUUCCUCUCUACAAAACUGAAAACCCUGCCGGAGGAAGUGAUGACAAAGGAAGUAGAGGAGUUCAUACUGACUGAAUCAAAGAAGGUGCUGGAAGAUGUGACGGGUGAGGAAUUUGUUCUCUUCAUGAAAAUAUUGUCAGGAUUAAAAAGCUUACAGACAGUAAGUGGGAGGCAGCAACUGGUGGAGCUGGUGGCUGAACAAGCUGACCUGGAACAAACCUUCAAUCCAGCUGACCCAGAUUGUGUGGACAGACUUCUCCAGUGUACUCGGCAGGCAGUGCCUCUCUUCUCUAAAAAUGUUCAUUCCACAAAAUUUGUUACUUACUUCUGUGAGCAUGUCCUGCCGAACCUCAGUUCUUUGACUACUCCAGUGGAGGGUCUUGAUAUCCAGUUAGAGGUUUUGAAGCUUCUUGCUGAAAUGAGUUCAUUUUGUGGUGAUAUGGAAAAGCUUGAAUCAAAUUUGAAGAAGCUGUUUGAUAAAUUGCUGGAGUAUAUGCCCCUUCCUCCAGAGGAGGCAGAGAAUGGGGAGAAUGCUGGCAAUGAAGAGCCCAAGUUGCAGUUCAGUUACGUGGAGUGUUUAUUGUACAGCUUCCAUCAGCUAGGUCGUAAACUUCCAGACUUCCUCACAGCCAAGCUGAAUGCAGAGAAGUUGAAAGACUUUAAGAUCAGGCUACAGUAUUUUGCUCGUGGGCUGCAGGUGUACAUCCGACAGCUCCGUCUGGCACUUCAAGGAAAAACAGGGGAAGCCUUGAAAACAGAGGAGAACAAGAUUAAAGUGGUUGCCUUGAAAAUAACCAAUAACAUAAAUGUUUUAAUCAAGGAUCUCUUCCACAUUCCUCCUUCUUAUAAAAGUACAGUUACACUGUCCUGGAAACCAGUACAGAAGGCAGAUCCAAGUCAAAAAAGAGCAAGUGAAGAUACAACCUCAAGUUCACCCCCAAAGAAAGCUUCAGCAGGACCAAAAAGGGAUGCCAGGCAAAUCUAUAACCCUCCCAGUGGGAAGUACAGCAGUAACCUGGGUAGCUUUUCUUAUGAGCAAAGAGGUGGCUUCCGGGGGGGCCGAGGAAGAGGCUGGGGAGGCCGCGGCAAUCGUAGCCGAGGAAGAAUUUACUGAGCAGAGUGCUAAAGCUUCCAGCCCCCAGGGGCCACAGGGACAGUGCUACUCAGCAAGUAUCCUUGGAGUAGUGUGUCCUUCAAGGACUGCCUUCCACUCAGACUGACUUCAAUGUUCUUUCUACCUUUGUAUGUAUGAUCUACUUUUCUAACGGACUCCGACCUGUCCCUAGUGAAACCACAGCUGUAUUUUUGGAUGCUUGCUGUCAGCAGUUUGGGGUUCUUAUUUUUGAAGUGUCUUCAGGAUUUAUUCAGGAUUUGAAAAGAGCGUAGAUAUUUUAUCAGAAGCUACACCUUGACAGUUUGUAAAUUAACCUAAAGUUCAGCUACCGCAUAACUGAAACUAUAUAAUUGAGUUUAUGUAUGAAGUACCUGGCAGGAAAGGCAUGACAACAGAUUAUCUGUCAGAUAAGCAUAGCAGCUGAAAUAAUCCUUUCCUCAUCUGUAACCAUGGUUUGCAAUAUGUGGAGAAGAGUACCAUUGUUCAAUUUGCUUUGAUUUACUUUGUAAAAUUUAUUUGAAUGAGAUAAAUACUGGAUUUUUUUUUUUUAAGUAUGCAACAUGGAUGGAGUUGGUUUGGUUUUUUGGGUUUUUUUUGUUUUUGCUUGUAGCAUGAAGCAGUCCUUUUGCUUAGGUAUGUGGAGAAUGUGGUGUUUCUUGGUUUGCACAUCUUUCUCUUCUCUGUAAAUUGUAUUGCAGAAGUGAUGUUUUGCAAAUUAGUUUUUAAUGUUAAAUAUGAAUAUGUGCAUAUAGUUAUGCUGUGGAAUUUCAGUAAAUGAACAGGAAAAACAAUAAAUGUCUGGAAUUAUUCCAGGAAUGGGUAAAGACUGAUGCAGUGAUUAGGCUUCAUAGGCUGGAGCUGGACCAUAGCAGUACCUGCCUCUUCCCUGUGUUUUGCAGAUUUCUGGAUUAGUUGGCACUUGAGGGUUCGUUGGUUUGGUUUGGUUUUUUUCUUUUUUUUUUGGGGGGGGUGUGUUUUUUACCAAUACAGUUGCAUUUAAAAGUAUAUAAAUAAAAUUGUAUUUUAGGUAACGUUGAAAAAUUCCAGCUAAAUUCAGGUGGAAGAGGUAACAAUUCCAUGCUAUUUUUUUUCAUAGCAACUAACUUGGUAUUCUUAUUUACUGGUUUACACCCAGAAAAUACAAUGUAAGAGCACAAUGCUUCAUUUUCUUUUUUUUUCUUUUUUUUUACUCUCACCACUCAAAAUUUUUACUCCUCGGGCCAUUCAACAUUGUAAAGGAAUUAGCAGAUAGUAAAAAGAAGUUAGGACAAAGGAAAUGAAUUUUAAUAAAUGUUCCAGGCAGUGUUGAUGUAAAAUAGCUUAGGCUUUAGGAGAAUGAAGAUAAUUUCUUACUCUUUUUUUUUUUUUUUUUUUUUAUGUCCAGCCAUUCACUCUCCACAGACACAUGCCUGAAAGUGAUGUUUCCCCACCCAGUUCCAUUUGUGUUUGCUUGUGUAUCUGGCUCAGUUGUCUUCAUUAACACUCUUGGUUAUUUCUUACUGCAAGGCCAGUAUACUCAAACUGUCCAAAAUUAGAAGUUUCUCUUUGCUUAACUAUGGAGCAGGAGGCAGCAAACUUUGGACAUUCCACAACGUGUGAGCUGACUUUGUAUUUCUGAUCACAUGCCACCUGCUGAACUCAGAUUUGUUACUAAAACCAACAAACUUGGCAAACAGGUUCAAAACAAAAUUGGUGAGAGCAAAAUGUCACUGAAAAUCAGCACUAGAUGGGUAACGAGCUUCCAUUGGGGUGAAAAAAAUAAAAAAAAGACACUUUGCACUUGCAGCUAUAAUGUUUGGUUUUAGGAGAUUUUAAAAACAUAAUCUCAAAGAUUAAACAUAGCUUGUACUUAGACUAAUAACUAAGUAUUAGCAGCUUAUUUUCUCAGUGAUUUUUGAGUGAGUUUUACAGGGCUCCUGUUUUUCCAAGGUGAUGUGCAAAGUCCUUGUGGGCUCAGAAGGAGCUGGAUUAUCUUUUUCCCCAGUUUCCUAAUUAAUUUUAAUGCAGUGAGUUGUUGUGGAGACACCUGUUCACCAUCUUGUUGAUCUGUAAAUGUUCCCUUAUGCUCUUGGAAUAAAUUCAUUUUGAAAUUUU